CUAUUAAAGUAUGUUAAUCCGGAAAUGGUCAUUUGGGAACCUCCACAACACAGGAGCAAGAAGACAUAAAAUGUAUUUAUUUGCUCGAGCAUGAUGCGGUAAUUAAUAGAUUGCGAUGUACCUCAAAGAAUAUAAAUUAACAGUUCUCCUUGGAUGUCUUGUGUUUUCAACAAUUCUGGCUACAGAAGACUUACCCAAAAGGAAUGGAGAAAAAUCUGACGUGGAAAUUGAUAAACAAAAUCAAGGCAAAAAUCGACUUGAAAGGCGAGUUGUUGAUGAUACAAAUGGAGAAGAAAUACACAAUAUACGAUCAGACAAAAAGGAAGAGGAAAGAGAGGAGCAUACAGAAAAGGAAGUCCAAAAUGAUAAGUUAACAAGUGAGGAUAAACCUGAUAUGAAGGAAAUUCCAGAUGAAAAACAAAAGAAUGAUGUGCCACAGGGAGAGAGAGAUGAUGAUGUGAAGGAAAUUGUUAAUAGCCCCAGCACAGGGGAGGAAACUAGUCAAAGUUUCUUUUCAUUUAAAAACUUUGUGAAAAGUUUAGUGAGCCCGGUCCUGGAAGAACUAGAAAAGGCUGAUGGUGGCUCUAAGUCUGAGAGUAAAGUAGUAAGUGAAGUGAAUGUCACCGAGUCUGUGUCAAACAAUGCCACAAAUAUAUCAGUUCCACUGACUGCAGAGGUAAAAAAUAAAACGGAUAAAAAGAGCAAGUUUACCUGCAUUGGCAGAAAUUAUACAACAGAAAAUGCAUCAGUUACAAUUGUUAAUAAUACUCAGUUACUUUCUAUUUUGAGUUUUGAUAAGAAUGAAACUGAGGGAGACUGUGUUCUUGUAUUAUUUUUUGUGCCGUACUGUAGAUUCUGUUCAAACAUGGCUCCAAGUUUCAAUGCUUUGGCAAGAGUGUAUCCUCAACUAAACAUUAUUGCAGUAGAUGCUGCUCAGUUUAGCAAUUUAAAUGCCAAGUUUGGAACUGUCUCUGUACCAAACAUUCUUCUGUUUCACCAGUCCAGAGCAAUGAUGAGAUUCAACAGCACAGAAAAAUCUUUUGAAAACUUGGUAUCUUUUGUAAAAAAUGCAACAGGUUUUGAACCUAAUACCACUGUGACAGUUAUGCCACAGGAUUAUGUAGGACCUUUACAGAGUGUUGCCACAGAAACAACAGAUUAUAUGCUGAUAGUGUCAUGGAUGUUUGUGAUGUCUUGUAGUGCCUUCAUGUUUGUACAAUCAAAUCUAGGACAACAAUGGAUAAACAAAGUCAAAAUACUGUGGCAAGAACACCAGCAUAUUGACUAGUCAGUUAACUUUACAUUUGUUUGCAUUCCCAAACCUAAUUUUGAUAAUUUAAUACAUUUAUUCUAUUUCUAGACAUAAAUAAUUAAAAAUAACAUCUAUGAAUCCUGGUUUAAAUACUUUAAUACAUUUGUUCUAUUUCUAGACAUCCAUAAUUUAAAAUUACAUGUAUGCUAAUUAUAAAACACCAAAGAAUACAAGAGAUGCAGAAGCUUCAUUCUUGAGCAAAUAUCUUUGUCCAAGUUUAUGAUAGAAAUAAAUACUUUGAAAUAAUA
Molecule: messenger RNA, 1560 nt
Organism: Saccostrea cuccullata (small rock oyster)
Lineage: Eukaryota; Metazoa; Mollusca; Bivalvia; Ostreida; Ostreidae
Product: thioredoxin domain-containing protein 15-like
Exons: 4
Coding region: 116-1288 (390 amino acids)
Biological process (GO): cilium assembly
Cellular component (GO): cilium
Source: RefSeq, a predicted model, not a curated record